Molecule: messenger RNA, 1446 nt
Organism: Gilbertella persicaria
Lineage: Eukaryota; Fungi; Mucoromycota; Mucoromycetes; Mucorales; Choanephoraceae
Product: beta-lactamase-like protein
Exons: 3
Coding region: 1-1446 (481 amino acids)
Biological process (GO): snRNA processing
Cellular component (GO): integrator complex
Source: RefSeq, a predicted model, not a curated record
AUGGAAGAAUUAGUCAUUUACCAUGGACAGACAGCCACUCAGACAGAACCUUCUUCCUCCACUCAUUUCUCACAACUCGGCGAUAUGUUUCAACAAGCCAUUCCAGAAGGCUGGCGAUCCAUCUAUACAUCCAAAGACAUCGUGUCCUGCAUAGAGAAAAUCCAGCCUGUCCGAUACACCGAAACACUCUCGCUUUUCUCGACAUUGAACGUUAUCCCUUACAGCUCGGGAUACUCACUUGGCAGCGCUAACUGGCUUUUAGAGACCAGUUUUAAACGUAUUGCUUUUCUGUCGACCUCGUCUGUCUAUACACACCUUCAUCCAGCACCGUUUGAUGAUGAUAUCCUGAAAGACACAGAUGUGGUUGUUGUGGCUGGACUCACACAACCCUCAGAAAAAGACGCGUCGUUUGAACGAGCCAAGUCACGUCUGUUGGUCCAAUUAGCACGGACCAUUCAAUCGCUGCAUAAUGUCGUGCUUGUCUGUCCAGCAUCUGGCAUCCUGUUUGAUUUAAUAGGCGACAUUGAGGCUUAUUUUCGGUCGCUGGGGAAAGAAAUCGGACCUGAGCGACAUCAGACGCCUAUAUAUGUAGUCAAUCCAAUGGCAGAUCAAAGUCUCAAAUACGCUAAUAUCUGUGGUGAAUGGAUGAACAGUGGUCGACAUGACCUGUUGUAUUUGCCUCAAAUGCCAUUGACGCAUGGUGAAUUGAUGAACACUGGUGCUGUACAGUCCAUUACAUCGUUAGAGGCAGCCUUGUUGUCUAAAAAGACCAUACGUGAACCAUGUAUUGUGUUUACUGGUGAUUCAGCGUGUAUCACAAAGGGGUUUCUAUCUUGGUUCCUAGAGCAUUGGGGAGCAUCUGAAUUAAAUACGUGUAUAUUUAUAGACCCUGAUACACCUCAUCCUAUUCAACAACACAUACCUCCACAGUGCAAAAUGAACUGUAUUCGUUUACCUUUAGAUACACGCUUAAAACUAGAAGAUGUGCCUUCUAUUCUACAUACGCAUUGGCAAACCCAUGCCAGUGCAAAGCAUUUGCUAUUGCCUAAAAUGAAAGGGUCUGGUCUGAUUAAAGAACAAGUGUCUGAUACGCAAGUCUCUAUUUAUGAACCUGGGCAAGUGAUUCGUAUUGAUCUCCAGCGUGAUUGGGAGCGCAUCUCUGUCAGUGAGAAAUUAGCCAAGUCGAUUGAACCCAACAUGAUGCCAGCGACAGUCAAUGGUAUCUCUACUGUAUGGGCACCUAUCCAUGGUACUUUAAACUAUUACAACAAUCGGCUUGAGAUCCAACCCAGUACAAGUAUUACAAAAGACAUCAAUGGCAUUACUACCAUUCAUUUACCAAAAGAUAUGGAUGCAAAAGUGAUUAUGAAUGGUUCAAGUACGACUGUGGUGACGAAUAAUGAUCAAGUCAGAGCUUUAUUACGAAAGAUGACAGUAAUUGAAUAA